Messenger RNA from Lachnellula hyalina, 690 nucleotides. It is a transcript of the gene NXT1, whose product is annotated as NTF2-related export protein. The transcript is spliced from 6 exons. Gene Ontology annotation, biological process: protein import into nucleus. The coding region runs from base 1 to 690 and encodes 229 amino acids. Gene Ontology annotation, cellular component: nuclear pore central transport channel. The record is from RefSeq and is a predicted model, not a curated record. NCBI's taxonomy places the organism in Eukaryota, Fungi, Ascomycota, Leotiomycetes, Helotiales, Lachnaceae.
AUGACCGACAUUUCUGAAAACACCGAGGUCAAAGUAGCUGUUGAAGCUGCUGAAAUAUUUGUGAAUAGUUACUACAAAACAUGGAACAAGGAGAGUGGAGGCAAGGAAUUGUCACAUUUCUACGUAAAAGUCAAUCCCGAAUCUCCACUCAAACCAGAUAUCACCAUCAACGGUAACAUUGUUGAAGACCCUACAGACCUGGAAGGUUUACAUCGCAGUCAGCCGUCCAAAACCCACUACGAGGUCGAGGCAUUUGAUUGUCAGGUCGUCAAUACCAAUUUUACAGUCGGCGCUCCGGAAACUCUAUUAGAAGGGAAUCCAGCUGGAAAGAAGAUGAGCAUUCUGGUGAUGGUCAGUGGGAGUGUGAAGUACGCAGACGCCGAGGAAACUCGCGGAUUCGUUGAUAAUGUGUUGCUGGUUCCUAACUGGGAUAUAACAAAGAAAAAUGAAAAGGAGAAGAAAAAAUGGCUAGUCCAGAGCCAGACCUUCAGAUUGAAAAAUCAGCGGUCUUUCGACAACACUGAUCAUAUGCUGGAGGACCGAAAUUACGCCAGGUCGAGGGAAGGAUCGCGAAAGAAGCUUUCGGUCAAGAAAUAUGGUCCAGGAAUACCACCAAACUCUCUACAAGAAUCGAUUCUUUUGAGCAAACAUCACCAACCCAUUUGCGAAGUCGCCCGAGCUCCGACGUGA